This is a messenger RNA of Cajanus cajan (pigeon pea), 771 nucleotides long. The record is from RefSeq and is a predicted model, not a curated record. NCBI's taxonomy places the organism in Eukaryota, Viridiplantae, Streptophyta, Magnoliopsida, Fabales, Fabaceae.
AUGAAGACGCCCCUUCCUUUUGGAUGGAAGCCUCUCAACAUCGACCGCUAUGAUGGCACUACUGACCUCGACGAGCAUGUCGAUCUGUACGUCACGCAGGUAAACCUAUACACUAAUGAUGAUGCUAUUCUGGGUAGGGUUUUUUCGAUCUCGCUCAAGGGAUCGGCACUCGCCUGGUAUACUCAAUUGUCGGUGGGAUCGAUCGAUAACUUUGACACUUUGGUGAGACGAUUCACGGUGCAGUACGCAACGAGUCCACCUCAUCACAUCACGUCCACCGCCUUGGCCAGUCUCAGACAGGGCGAAGAUGAACCAUUGAGGGCGUUCAUGGAGCGCUUUGCUAGCAUCUCGAUCAAAAUCCGCAACCUAAACCUCGAGCUCGCCCUUCACGCCAUGCUCAUGAUGGAAGAGCACACCGCUUUUCGCGACCAAGUUCGUGGAAAAUCACAGGCAAAGCCGGACCAUGGCCACAAAGAUAAGGUGAAAGUCACCAAUGAUAGCCAAUUCAAGAAGACUAGAGCAAGCAAAUGGGGGAGGUAUGACUUCUACACCCCCUUGAACGCAACCCGAGUACAUAUCCUUGAGGAAGCCAACAAUACCAAUCUGAUUACCCUACCGCCGCCCGGGUAUAGCCCCAACAGUGUGGACAAGUCCAAGCAUUGCCGAUACCAUAGAAACUAUGGUCACACAACCGAAGAAUGUCGCACACUCAAGGAUCGCAUUGAGGAACUCAUCCAAGGAGGCCACCUCGGACAAUACGUCCAACGAUAG